CGCACAUGCAUCAUAGCCUCUCAUUCGUGCGUGUUGUCUGUCAUUUACGAACGUAAUUCUUUACUUUUUAGACCACCGACUAAAAGAUAUUGCGAUGGCCCGUCUGUUGUGGAGUUCCGAAAAUGCAGUUUGUAUAAGUGACUCAUCUUUUGUGGUUGUCUGCAAUGGAUCAUCUUCCAACCCUGUAUACAAGGAGACGCGCAGGAAACCAGAGGCAGUGCAGCAAUCGGACACAAACAAAGCAUCAUCAACGGAAGAACAGAAACCUCCAAAAGUACCCAGGGGUGACCAAGGCCAAACUGACAGCGACCCAAGCCACUUUCCGACAGGCAGGAUUCUAGCAAGUCGUUUUUCACCGAAUGGCAAGUAUUUUGCACUUUGUGAUGACUUCAAGACAUUGUCUCUCUACUCCGUAGAUGGUUGGAAUCUUCUCAGCACUAGGAUGACACCGAAGCGCUGCAUGUCCCUUGCGUUCAGUAACUCAGAGAAUGAGUUGUAUGUGGCAGACAAAUUUGGUGACGUCUACUGCUUCUCGGUAUUGGAACCCGAACAAGAAGGAUGUUUAAAACUUGGUCAUCUCUCAAUGCUUCUAGAUAUGGAAGUGUCUAAAGACGAUAAGUUUAUCUUGACGUCAGAUCGAGAUGAGAAGAUCAGAGUUAGUUGUCUCCCUAAUGCCUACAACAUCCACGCAUUCUGUCUCGGCCAUACAGAAUUUGUUAGUAGAAUCGCCAUCAUGCCUGGCUUUGACAAUGUUUUGGUUUCGGGUGGUGGGGAUUCCACACUCAGAUUUUGGGAUUAUGUUCAAGGAAGACAGCUCCAUUGUGAGCCUCUUCAGUCACCUGAUGUGUCACAUGAUGACGAGAGUCAGCCCCAGAUCAUCACUGGUAUUGCUUGCUGCGAGAAACAUGGACUGGUUGCAGUAACGUUGCUAGGCUCCCCUGGUAUUUUAAUGUUUCAUAUCGAACGGAGUGGAGGAAGCGUCAGUGUCAAACGGCUCUCCACCAUAAACGUAGAGGCUGUUUGUUGGUCGGUGUGUUUUGAUGUCUUAGAUAGACUAUGGGUUAUCAGACAGCUCGAGACAGAGACAGUCAUCACUUACGCCAUUCAGGAAUCUUCAGAAGGAGCUACGUUACAACGAUUCGCUACUUCAGAGAAGGUCUCAUCGUAUCUGAAUAGUGACUGGAGCUUCUUUAAAAGUGCUCUUGACACGCCAAGUCCGUACGCAAACCUCUACAAGAGGAGUUUUGACAACACCAAGGCGUAUAUGGAACGGAAACAGCAAAGAAUUCAAGAACAACAGGAGAAGAAGAGCUCAAAGAGUAAGACUCCGAGAUCACCACUGGAGAAAAGAGCGAAAUUAGACAUGGACACUAAAACAGCAGAAAGUGGAAGUUGAUGAUAUGAUUGAACAACAAAAUAGACAUUUUUAUCUGCUACUUUAUAAAAAAACACCUUGCACUGACUCCAACUGCGGCUACUAUCGGCAAAUGAUCUGCCAUUUGAGGAGUCUUGGCUCAAGACCUUCCUGUUAUUAAUAUCUUCGCCACAAGAGACUGCUAUAAUGGGAGUCCUCAUCUUCCGCCACAAGAGGGCGCACUCUCAUCAGAGUCUGCUUUCAUAGGGGAGUCCGCUUCUGUACCAGGUCGCUCGAGAUGCUAGCAGUUUAUGUUGAUACCGCCCUCUAUUGGCGACUCUAUCAGCAAGGG
Asterias rubens (European starfish) is the source of this 1706-nucleotide messenger RNA. Its product is annotated as tRNA (guanine-N(7)-)-methyltransferase non-catalytic subunit WDR4-like. Gene Ontology annotation, cellular component: tRNA methyltransferase complex; cytosol; nucleus. The transcript has 10 exons. Gene Ontology annotation, biological process: RNA (guanine-N7)-methylation. Gene Ontology annotation, molecular function: tRNA (guanine(46)-N7)-methyltransferase activity; protein binding. The coding region runs from base 95 to 1396 and encodes 433 amino acids. Lineage: Eukaryota; Metazoa; Echinodermata; Asteroidea; Forcipulatida; Asteriidae. The record is from RefSeq and is a predicted model, not a curated record.